Daucus carota subsp. sativus is the source of this 2452-nucleotide messenger RNA. Its product is annotated as E3 ubiquitin protein ligase DRIP2. The record is from RefSeq and is a predicted model, not a curated record. Gene Ontology annotation, molecular function: ubiquitin-protein transferase activity. Lineage: Eukaryota; Viridiplantae; Streptophyta; Magnoliopsida; Apiales; Apiaceae. Bases 892 to 2202 code for a protein of 436 amino acids. The transcript is spliced from 7 exons.
GCCUGCUAGAAGAAAGAAGAGGCGUCUUUCUUCUUUGUUGAACAAAGGAAACGCGUCAGGUCCAUUUUCUUUUGAAAAAAAUUCCUAAACAAAAUUUAACGUUUAAACUUUUAUUCAAAAAAAAUAAAUAAAUAAAAAUACGUUAUAGAACUAUACUUUACGAGAACCUCAAAAUGAGUGCAAAUAGGGUACGAAACUAUCUGGUGGGACGGAGGGAGUAUAUGAUAUCUAUCACUUAAUACGUAUAUGAUAUCUAUCAAAAAUAUUUGUAUUUAUGUGCAUAUGCAUUGAUGCGAUUACGUUUGAUUUGACAUUUUUGAAGAUAUGUGGACAUCUAUACAUCUAAAAGACGUGUCUUUAUUCGCAUGUAACAGACUCGCUGUUAUCAGCGUCGUACACGUUAAUUUACCUGUUACAUAUUGAUUUGAUAUAAAAUUAUGCUCCUUUUAAUAAUUGUAAUAUUACAAUUUUCAACAUGGUACACUUAUUUACCUAUUACAUAUUAAUUUCAUAUAAUACUAUGCGAUUUUCAGGAAUCAUAAUAUUUCAAUUUUCAAUUCAUAAUUCAAUCUCAUCACCUUGUUCAUUCAAAACCGCCUUCCCCGUCUCACCUCUUCUUCUCGCGCACAGUCUCGCACACUCCCUCAGAUCUGCAGAAAAUAGAUUACGGUAAUGUAGAGUUUAUUAUUUUGUAAUUUCUUGUACUUUACAUGAUUCAUGAACACAUUUUAUUUCGUGGUAUACAAUGAUGGUGGAUACUUGGCAACCAAAAAAAAUAAUCCGAGCUUCCGUUAUUUUUGAUUGAUAUGCAUCUGACUGAUUUAUAGGUACAUGUAAAACAGUCUGUCACAGUCAAGUGUCAAAUUGUGUGGAGGGACGGUAAAUAUAUAUAUGAAGAUGGCCAUCAGCAACAACAAUAAUGAUCGAGAGAAGGUUCUUAUCAGGAAGGCUUUUAUGGCUAAGCUGUUGACAUGUUCCAUCUGCAACAACAUCUUCAAGGAUCCUGUUAAUAUUUCAGAGUGCCUCCACAUAUUUUGCAACAGAUGCAUACGCGAGAAGAUAGAAGAGGAAAAUUUGAACAGAUGCCCUGUGUGCAGCUUAUAUCUUGGUUCUAUGCCACUGGAUAAGCUAAGGCCAGACCACAGCUGGAGCGCGAUUACAGCAUCAAUUGGACCUUCUCUAGGACAGGCAGUGAAGGUUGAUGAUGAGAUUUCUAGUGGAGAAGCAGAGCAAUCUUCCCCAUCGCCUGCUAGAAGAAAGAAGAGGCGUCUCUCUUCUUUGUUGAACAAAGGAAGCGCAUCAAGUCCAUAUACGUUUGAGAGAAGAAAAAAAGAAAAUGGAAGAAGAAUAUUUUCUUCUCAAGGAUCAGAUUCACCCCUAGACAAUCCACAAAAAUCAACGGAUGGACGCUCACAGGGUUCAAGAUCAGACAAGAAUUUACGCAAAUCUGAUUCAUUUAAUAAGCAGUUUUCUGCUGUGGAGUCGUCUAAGCAGCAAAUCCGGAGAAAAAGUAGAGACAGAACUCAAAAAAAUGACAAGCGGAUGGAAUUGGUGAGUAAUUUGCUGAAACCUCCAACAGAAUUAGAAAACAUUAGAAACUAUGCUAAAUCUGUUAAGAAGGGGGAGAUAUCCUGCAAGACUACCAGUAUAUCAAAAUGUGAAGCCACGAGCUCAGGAAAGGACUUAAGAAGCUGUGAUGUUCCGACUAGACCUAUAAGGAAGACUCGUUAUCAGACCAAACAAGCAGACGAACAACAAGGAUCAAAAUUUCCUACACCAGCUGUUGAAGAUACUGCAACCACUCAGCAUACGAAACGAGUAGCUCCAGUUUGGCUUUCCUUAGUUUCUGCUGUUAACCAGGAAGGAGUAAGAGCACUGCCACAAAUCCCUUGCCGCUUCUUGAUGAUUAAGGACGCUACUGUACCAAUUUCGUCAAUUAAGAAGUACCUUUCGCAGAAACUGGGCCUUGAUAGCAAAGAAGAGGUUGAGAUCACCAUGCGCGGUUCGGCUCUUCCUUCCAGCUUGGAGCUACAUGCAGUAGUUGAUUUGUGGUCACAAACAAUGUCAAGUUCAGAAAAGUUUUCAGCAAAGGUGGGAGAGUCUGCUGAAAACUUUGUCAUGGUACUUUGUUAUGGUCGAAAGUAUCUGUGCCGACGUAACAGAAGGAUUAGCAUGCCAGGAAGAUAUGAUGAUAACAUAUGACUUUCAACCAUAUAUUCCGAGACAGUUCCCAGCAGGCCACCAUGCAUACAAGAUAGGUACAGCAAAUGUGCUAAAGAUUACCCAUAGGCAUCAACAUCUUGGCGUUUGACUAUUUUAGCAGUAGAUGUUCAUGGUACAGACUUUUUUUUUUAUGUAUUAAUUACUUCAAACUUGAACACCUAAAGCUUUAGGAAGAUACAGUUACUCACCUUAGCAAACUUGAUUAUAAAAGCCUGAAACCAUUAAACUC